This is a messenger RNA of Trichosurus vulpecula (common brushtail), 726 nucleotides long. RefSeq names its product cystatin C (gene CST3). The coding region runs from base 108 to 530 and encodes 140 amino acids. The transcript has 3 exons. Gene Ontology annotation, molecular function: cysteine-type endopeptidase inhibitor activity. NCBI's taxonomy places the organism in Eukaryota, Metazoa, Chordata, Mammalia, Diprotodontia, Phalangeridae. The record is from RefSeq and is a predicted model, not a curated record.
AAUAUAGCCGGCCGGGCGGCGGGAGGCGUGUGUCUCCGCAGCGAUCCUCGGCUACGUCCUCCUCUGAGCUAGCUGCCCUGCCUGCCUGCGCACCCCGGAUCGCCGCGAUGGCCGGACCCCGGUCCUUCCUGCUGCUGCAGCUGCUGCUGCUCGCCCUGGUCUUAGCGGUCCACGCCGACCGUCUGCCCCGCCUCAUAGGCGGCCUCACGGAAGCCAACGAGAACGAGGAGGGCGUGCAACAAGCGCUCAACUUCGCCAUCAAAGAAUUUAACCGGGCCAGCAACGACAAGUACGGCAGCCGAGUGUUCAGGGUGCUGCGAGUCAGGAAGCAGCUUGUGGCUGGUGUGAAAUACUAUAUUGAUGCUGAGGUUCGUCGAACCACGUGCACCAAGUCUGUGGCUGACCUUGCAAGCUGCCCCUAUCAUGAGGACCCAGCUCUGAAAAAGCACUCCGUCUGCGUAUUUGAGGUGUACACUAUUCCUUGGUUGGGCAAAACCACCCUCUUGAAGAACGAAUGCAAAGAUGCCUAGGCGCCUCCUUGCACACAUCUGCGACCAGCCUGAGCUGCAGCUGUUCUCUCCUUUUUGAAAAAAGAGCAAUAAUACAACCCAUUUGAUUCAUUAUUGCUUAACUGUUAGUUAGUGCUGUGCAAGGUAAUGAUGUAAUCUCCUCCCUAAGCUGGCAGGAGGAGGAAAUAAAGGCUUGUCAAAGUACCUUUUGGAAUUA